UCAAUGCAGGAUAACUGGCCUUCAAUCCUAUUUGCGAUGGCCGGUGGCGUUGCUCUCAGCAUCGGAAAUUUGAUCUCGCAGUAUGCAUGGGCAUUUGUCGGACUGUCUCUGACAAACAUCAUCUGCUCAAGUCUGGCUGUAGUUUUAGGAACAACCAUUAACUACUUCCUGGAUGGCCGAAUAAACAGGGCGGAUAUUCUUUUCCCGGGUGUCGCGUGCUUCCUCGUCGCCGUCUUCCUCGGCUCUGCUGUCCACACCUCCAAUGCCAAGGAUGAGGAGGAGAAGCUAAGCGUGUCAGGAUUCAGGAAUAGUGAAGAAAUAGAGCUCAGCUGUGAUGUCUCUGACAAAGUGAUGUUGCUGCCUGAUCAAGAAGCGCUGAACGAUUGCGACGGCGAAGAUUGCGAUACCGGCACCGCAGAGUUCAUCAUUCAGGUCGAGAAGAGGCGAUCGAUCAAGGUGCUCGGCUCCAGCAGGUCACUAGGACUGGGCCUGGUGGUCCUCGCCGGAGUCUGCUUCUCCCUCUUCUCGCCGGCGAUCAACCUGGCCGUCAACGACCAGUGGCGCACGCUGGACGACGGCGUCCCGCACCUGACGGUCUGCACCGCCUUCUUCCACUUCUCCGUCUCCUGCUUCGCCGUCGGCGCCAGCAUCAACGUCUGGCUCCUCCGCCGUCCACCGCCGCAGCAUACGCCGGAGACUGGGACGGCAGGCAGUGGGCGCUGCUGGCGGGGCUACUGUGUGGGUUCGGCAAUGGGCUCCAGUUCAUGGGUGGGCAGUGUUGAAGUUUAUUUCAGCUGUGGCCCCACGCGGACCAGUUAUCUCGGAGCUUAA
Molecule: messenger RNA, 831 nt
Organism: Oryza brachyantha (malo sina)
Lineage: Eukaryota; Viridiplantae; Streptophyta; Magnoliopsida; Poales; Poaceae
Product: probable ureide permease A3
Exons: 5
Coding region: 4-831 (275 amino acids)
Biological process (GO): nitrogen compound transport
Cellular component (GO): membrane
Molecular function (GO): uracil:monoatomic cation symporter activity; allantoin:proton symporter activity
Source: RefSeq, a predicted model, not a curated record